AUGAGUCUGGGCUACGCUGAGCGACUGUCAUGGCGAGACGAUCUCGGCGGGCAGCUUGGUGCUCCGGAGACAAUUGAGUCCCAGGAAGAGCUGGAGGCCCAUGCCAAGGAAGUGGCCCGGCUCAUUCGGGAAUCACGCAGCACCGUCGCGUUCACAGGAGCCGGCAUCUCGACGGCGUGCGGCAUCCCGGACUUCCGCGGUCCGAACGGCAUCUGGACCCUCCAGCAGCAGGGCAAGCCGCUGCCGAAAUGCGCCGUGACGUUCGAGUUUGCCAAACCCUCAUUGACGCACAUGGCGCUCCUGGGCCUCAUGCGCGCGGGGAAACUGGACUACCUCGUGAGCCAGAACGUGGACGGCAUGCACCUCAGGUCGGGCGUGGACCGGGCGAGGCUCGCGGAGCUGCACGGCAACGUGUUCAGCGAACGCUGCCCAAAGUGCGAGCGCAUGUACUACCGCGACUUCGACGUGGGCACCGUGGGGUUCCGUGGCACGGGCCGCAGCUGCGCAAGCGAGGGCUGCAGGGGGCGCCUGCGCGACCACGUCCUCGACUGGGACCAGCCGCUCCCGGACGACGAGCUCGACGAAUCCGAGGCGCGCGCGCAGCGGGCGGACCUCUCCAUCACGCUGGGCACGUCCCUGCAAAUAGCGCCCGCGAACGACAUACCGGUGAUGACGGCGCGCGCGGGGGGCUCCCUGGUGAUCGUGAACCUGCAGAAGACGCCGAUGGACGCGUUUGCGUCGCUGAUAUGCCGGGCGCGGGCGGACGACUUGAUGCGGGUGGUGAUGCGGGAGCUGGGCGUGCCGGUGCCGCCGUUCGAGCGCUGGGACGCGGUCGUGGUGACGGCGACGUGGGAGACGUCGGCGAUGGAGACGCGCGGAACGUACAGGGCGGCGCCGCGGAAGAAGCGGAAGACGUCCGGGGGAGCGGGCAAGGGGGGGGAGUCCGAGGUGAUGACGAUGCGCGUGCGAGUGAGCAGCGUGCACGGGCCGGAGUGCCCCGUGCCGAUGUGCGAGGAGGUGUCGUUCAACAUCGCGCGCGGUGACGACACGGUCGCGGUGCGGUGCGCGAAGUGGCCUGUGGAGGUGUCGCGGAGGAUCGAACGCGGGGAGCUGGGGGGCUCGCGCGGCGAGACGGAGGCGGAGGAGGGCGACGAGAGGAAACCGGUGCCGGGCGACAACGGCGAAAAGAUGAACGGUGGUAUAAAUAUGGCGGACUUCGUUUUGGAGCUCAAGAUGUGUUCCUCCGCCGACGAGACGCGCAGGCGGUGCACGGUGCGCGGCGCGCUCGGCUGGGACCUGGACGGCUGCUCGGGAGCGGUGCGCAGCGUGGACGGGGCGGAGGCGCGCCUGGGCGACGUGCAGCGCGUGCCACAUGGAUGGAGUCAGACCCUGCGCGUCCUGACUCAGGUGGCCACGUACGAGUGA
Pedinophyceae sp. YPF-701 is the source of this 1425-nucleotide messenger RNA. Lineage: Eukaryota; Viridiplantae; Chlorophyta; Pedinophyceae. The record is from the annotation of a GenBank genome assembly.